Molecule: messenger RNA, 228 nt
Organism: Entamoeba invadens IP1
Lineage: Eukaryota; Evosea; Mastigamoebida; Endamoebidae
Exons: 2
Coding region: 1-228 (75 amino acids)
Source: RefSeq, a predicted model, not a curated record
AUGCCAGUGACAUACACAACAGACGUCGCCUUAGUCAAAGAGACUAUUGCAAACAACAAGAAUGUUCUUGUAUUCUUUAAGGUUGACGCAACUACAGCAACUGAGUAUGCUGCUGAAUACCAAGUCACUUCACUCCCUACUUUCGUCUUCUUCCAAGACCAGAAAGUCGCUAAGAAGGCGCCAGGAAGCCCAGAUGCACUUAAAGAGAUUAUUGGCAUGUCUCAAUAA